This is a messenger RNA of Leptopilina heterotoma, 3858 nucleotides long. RefSeq names its product ionotropic receptor 25a-like. Gene Ontology annotation, biological process: monoatomic ion transport; modulation of chemical synaptic transmission; synaptic transmission, glutamatergic. Gene Ontology annotation, molecular function: glutamate-gated receptor activity; transmitter-gated monoatomic ion channel activity involved in regulation of postsynaptic membrane potential. Gene Ontology annotation, cellular component: plasma membrane; postsynaptic membrane. The record is from RefSeq and is a predicted model, not a curated record. Bases 1 to 2751 code for a protein of 916 amino acids. NCBI's taxonomy places the organism in Eukaryota, Metazoa, Arthropoda, Insecta, Hymenoptera, Figitidae. The transcript has 7 exons.
AUGUGUCCCGCCCUUACCGAAACAGUGAUUUACGUUAUCAUUAACGACGACAAGAAUGAAGUAGCCAACAAGAGUAUAACGAGCUCCUUGGAAACGUUGAAAAAAACCUAUCCAGGAUACUUGGGAGAAAUCUAUGUAGUCAAUGUUGAGAGUACUGAGUUUGAAAGUACGAAAGAUCGCAUUUGUGGAUUAUGGAAUUCUAUUCUUAAAGAUGGACAAAGUGGACCAAAAGUUCCGGAUUUAGUACUGGACACGACGAGAACUGGAUUAGCUACGGAAGCAGUCAAUGCCAUCACUGCUGCACUUGGUUUACCCACUGUUUCUGGCGUAUUUGGACAAAAAGGUGAUCUAGGACGAUGGAGAUUUUUGACUUCAGAUCAAAAGGGUUAUUUAAUACAAGUUAUGCCGCCAGCUGAUCUCGUCCCAGAAAUUAUCAAGGAACUGUGCUUGAAAACGAUAGAGACUAGAGCUGAAACAAAUAAAUCAAUCGACAAUGCAAUGAUUCUUUUCAACAAAGAUUUUGUAGUGGAUCAUAAGUACAAAAGUCUCCUGCUAAAUGUACCAACACGUCAUGUAAUGGUAGAUAUUGAAAAUGACGAGGCAAAGGCAAGUAAACAAAUUGUCAGACUUAGAGACUUAGAUAUUGUCCAUUUCUUUAUUUUGGGCAACGAACAAACGAUUUGCAUGGCUUUAAAGAUAGCGGAGUCUCAAAAUUACACUGGUCGAUUUUACUCUUGGUACAUGAUAACUCUUGAUGAUUUUACACCGAUUUGUGAAAGGAACAAUAUUUCUCUUAUGUUUAUCAAGCCGGAGACGAUUAUUCAAUCACGCUUAGAUGCAAUUAAAUCUAAAAAUCUGCUCAAGCCUUUAAUAAGUUCUGCCUUUUACUAUGACUUGACACGCAUCGCCGUCCUAGGAAUGAAAGUGGCUAUUGAUUCUGGAAAAUGGUCUAGUCAAGAAGGUCACAUUACUUGUGAAGAAUUCAACACUGGUAAAAAGACUACACCGGUUAGAAACUUUAAUUUCUUACCGUUACUUAAGGCUGAAACGAUGAGUAAAAAUUUUACAUCAACUUAUGCAGAUUUUUAUUGGGGUAAUGAAAAUGGGGAACACAGAAUGGAAUUUAAUAUGGCUGUUAGCAUUGUAGAUAUUCGUCAAAAAGUAGUCACAAAAAACAAAGAAAUCGCUAAGUGGCCAGUCGACAAUACGAAAGAGUUAAAUAUAGAAAAGGACGAAUUGGCGAAUCAUACUGCAAAAUUGAGCUACCGAGUGGUGACGGUUAUUCAAAAGCCUUUUGUAAUGUACGAUAAAAAAAAUGGAUGGACUGGAUAUUGCAUGGAUCUUCUGCACGAAAUCAGGAAUACGUCUGGGAUUGAUUUUGAAUACACAAUUGAAGAAGUCGCUGAUAAAGAAUACGGGAAUAUGAAUGAAAACGGAGAAUGGAAUGGAAUGAUCAAAGAGCUCAAAGACAAGAAGGCUGACAUUGCCCUAGGGACAUUGGCAGUAAUGGCUGAAAGAGAAAAUGUUGUUGACUAUACUGUUCCGUAUUAUGAUCUUGUUGGCGUCACUAUUUUGAUGCUUAAAUCUCGAGCCAGGUCUUCACUCUUCAAAUUUCUUACGGUUUUGGAAGGAGAUGUCUGGCUGUGUAUUAUGGCUGCGUACUUUUUUACAAGCUUCUUGUUGUGGAUAUUUGAUAGAUUCUCGCCUUAUAGUUACCAGAAUAAUCGGGAAAUGUAUAAAGAUAGUUUGGAGAAACGAGUAUUUACGCUUAAAGAGUGUCUCUGGUUUAGUAUGACAUCAUUAACUCCUCAAGGUGGAGGUGAGAUUCCAAAGACUAUACCUGGUCGAGUUAUUACCGCAGUUUGGUGGGUUUUUGGAUUUGUGAUUGUUGCUUCUUAUACUGCGAAUCUGGCUGCAUUCCUCACAGUUUCAAGAUUGGAGGUACCGAUUGAAUCACUAGAUCAACUUGCUGCUCAGUAUAAAGUUCAAUACUCUGUUAUUGAGAAUUCUAGUGCUCACACAUAUUUCCACAGAAUGGCUGAUAUUGAACGUCGAUUUUAUCAUGUUUGGAAAGACAUUACCUUGAAUGACAGCCUUAGCAAUUUGGAAAGAGCAAAACUUGCAGUGUGGGAUUAUCCGGUAAGCGACAAAUAUACAAAGAUGUAUGAGGCAAUGAAAGAAGCAAGAUUUCCGAAAACCCUUAAGGAAGCUGUAGACAGAGUAAGAAAGAUUCAUUCAACUAAUGAAUUUGCUUUGAUCGGAGAUGCAACUGACAUUAAAUACUUGACGCUUACGAAUUGCGAUUUAAAACAAGUUGGAGAGGAAUUUUCAAGAAAACCUUACGCAAUCGCCGUCCAACAAGGAUCGCCAUUGAAAGAUCAAUUUAACAAUGCGAUAUUAAUCUUGCUGAACAAAAGGAUUUUGGAAAAGUUAAAAGACAGAUGGUGGAAUCAGAAGAUCGUAAAAAGAGACUGCACCAGAGAGAAUAAUAAAAAUGAAGGCAUCAGUAUUCAAAAUAUCGGAGGAGUCUUUAUUGUCAUCUUCGUAGGUAUUACCUUGGCCUGUAUCACAUUGUUGAUUGAGUACGGUUACUAUCGAUGUUGCACUAAAGCAGGAAAAAAAACCAAACAAGUCACUGAAGCUGAUCCGAAACUUAAGUCUUUCAAACCAGUAAAAACAAUUGCUUUUACAGUUCGACCAGCUCCUACAAAGAAUUUGGAUAUUGGACCUCGAUUUAGAUCUAAAUUUUAAUUUGAAUUCAUACGCAAAUUUUACCUUUAGUAUUCUACAUAUUAUUUAAAAUUUUAAUUUCUUGCUAAACUAUAUUUUAUUUGUUAAUAUUAUUUUUUCUUACAUCCAUUCAAAUAUUAUGAUCCCUAAUUUAUAAAAACUUAUCAUUUAUAGAAUGAAAUUUAUCUUCUUCUCACACCAGGCUCCUGAUAAUGUUAGGUUUUAUAAAAAUGAACGCAAAAUCUGUAAGUUGGGUUUUAUUUGUAUCUAUUCAGAGAGUCAAAAUCCGUUUAGAACAAAAUCCUUGCUGAUCGGGUUUGCUAGAUAUUCAAGUUUAACCAUAUCAGUACAAAAUAAAGUUAACUUUUAAAUAUGUGCACGUCCACGUGAAAAGGGUCCAUUCUGUUACCAUUGGACUUAUCUAUAUGGGCGGAUUCCUUGCAAAAUUUGAAAAAUUUUGAGUAGUCAUAGAACAUUUUUGGUAAAAAAUUCAAUGAGUUACAGAAUUUCGAAGUUUAGAAUGCUGAAAUGUCCGAAAUGAUAGAAAUUUCCAACUUUUGCAAGGGACUGACAAAAUGAGCCGUUUUCUUUUUUCUAAAGAACCAAUGAAAUCAAUCUCUUAAAUUAACGAUAAAUGAAUAAAACCGCAUGAUUCGACUUGUCACAACAUGUAGAUUUAUAAUAAAAAAAAGAUUAUCCUCAAAAAUUACAACAUAGGUUUUGACGUAUCGUAAAAGCCCUAUUUGAGCAUACAUUUUGACGUAAUGUAACAAACUGGUGAAUCGAUUCACAACAUCUUUUUAAUAAAAUUUUGGAGUCGAUAUAAAAUUAACAUUUUUAAGAUCGACUAUAAUUGUCAAAACUGAAAAAGAAGUAGUUGAAUUCUCCUGACAAUAUAUUUAAAUUAAAGUUUGUUUACUUUGAAAUUCAGGAUUUUAUGUGUUUGCAUGUGCUACUAUGUGUUACUUUUUUUUAUGUUUGCAUGUGUUUUAUUCACAGAAUAAAACUGUUUAAUAUAUUAAAGGUUUACACUCUGAAUAGACACAAAUCAAACUCUACAUACAAAUUUUGCAUUCAUUUUUAUGAUCACUAAAAUUCUCAGCAGCCUGGUGUGUUCUUUAAUAUUUC